AUGUCUACUGAAGAUUGCGCAAAGUCCCGGGAAGGCUUCCCCCGCCCGUUCCCCAACACACCAUCCAACGUCCUAGACCAAUUGAAAGUGACAGGCAAAGUCAUCGUGGUCACUGGUGCUGCUGAUGGUAUUGGCUAUGCUGUUUCCGAGGCCAUGGCAGAGGCCGGCGGCAAUGUUGCCUUGUGGUACAAUUCAAAUGAUGCUGCAAUUCAAAAGGCACAAGAUCUAGCAAGCACACACAGCGUCAAGACCUCGGCUUACAAAGUGGAUGUGUCCGAUUCCAACCAGGUUCAAGAGACUAUUGCCAAGGUAUUGAAAGACUUUGGCAAGAUUGAUGUGUUCGUUGCAAAUGCUGGAAUGGCCAUUUCAAAGCCCAUUCUGGAGCAAACCCUAGAUGAAUACAGGAAACAGAUGUCGUAUGCUGGUGAAGUAUUCAAGAGCCAAGGCUUCGGCAAUCUCAUCAUCACUUCGAGCAUGAGCGGUCACAUCGUCAACGUCCCUGUUGAUCAACCCGUCUACAACGCCACCAAGGCUUACGUCACGCACUUUGGAAAGUCCCUAGCCCGCGAAUGGAGAGAGUUUGCCCGUGUCAACAUUGUAUCUCCAGGAUUUUUUGACACCAAGAUGGGUGCUGGUCCAGAUGCUCUGCAAGAAGCAUACCGCAUGGCAGCUCUGGGCAGACAAGGCCACACUAAGGAGAUCAAGGGCCUAUACCUGUAUCUGGCGAGCGAUGCUUCUACUUACAUGACUGGUAGCGAUGUCCUUAUUGACGGCGGCUAUGUCUUGCCUUGA
This is a messenger RNA of Colletotrichum paranaense, 792 nucleotides long. RefSeq names its product short-chain dehydrogenase. Lineage: Eukaryota; Fungi; Ascomycota; Sordariomycetes; Glomerellales; Glomerellaceae. Gene Ontology annotation, cellular component: intracellular anatomical structure. The transcript has 5 exons. The record is from RefSeq and is a predicted model, not a curated record. The coding region runs from base 1 to 792 and encodes 263 amino acids. Gene Ontology annotation, molecular function: oxidoreductase activity, acting on NAD(P)H, oxygen as acceptor.